Molecule: messenger RNA, 1609 nt
Organism: Schistosoma curassoni
Lineage: Eukaryota; Metazoa; Platyhelminthes; Trematoda; Strigeidida; Schistosomatidae
Source: the annotation of a GenBank genome assembly
ACUGAAGAUAACAGAGAACCGACCUUCGACGAGCUCACUCAGUUUAUCGCAUCGCGUGCGAGAGUGGCUUGUAGUAGAUUUGGACGGUUAGCAAACCGUUCAAGAAAAGGGCAUAACGUAAAGACGAACUGUCACGUGCAAUCAGAGCAAGGGAAUAGUUCGACAACGAAAACUAAAUGCAGUAUGUGUUCCUACGACCAUGCCAUUGAUAAAUGUCCACAGUUCUUAGCGCUUACAGUGCAAGACCGAUGGUCUCACGCUAAAAGCAAGGGUAUCUGUUUCGUCUGUCUUAGACAAGGACAUAGAGUUAAGGAAUGUAAGCUGACAAAGCGUUGUAACGUUGAGGGUUGUGAAAAGAAACACCAUUCCUUGUUGCACAGCGAGAGUGACAAACCUGGUAUCUCGAAUUGUUGCGGAUAUACUAAAUCACUAAUCAGUCAAGUGUGUUUAGGCAUGAUUCCCGUACGGUUGAAAUCGCGAAAGGCCGAGAUUGUGGGUUAUGCUCUGUUGGACAACGGUUCUGAUGUGACACUGAUAAAAUCAAACUGUUUGAGGUCUCUCGGGCUGAGCGAAGACGAAGCAUCAGUGGUAGUUGAGACUGUGGGUGGUAAUAGAACAAUGAAGGUCGCGAGUGCGCCUUUUGAGGUAUAUUCUUUAGAUCGAUCUGAACAUGUUACGAUUGAAGGAGCUCUGAUUGUGGCAGGUAUACCAGGUCAUAAGCCAACAAAGUCAGCAAUGAACAACCUAGUUAAGUGGCCGCAUUUAAAUGAUGUGCCAAUAGAUAGCCUAGAUUCUGAAGAAGUUUUACUGUUGAUUGGUUGCGACGUACCAGAAGCACAUUGGGUGUUAGACCAACGGUUGGGUGGAAGGAAGAACCCGUACGCUGUGAAAACGUUGCUGGGGUGGACGGUCUUCGGACCUGCAUCGUAUCCGGAUUAUAGGGAAAGAGUGGUUAAUCACACCAGUAAGAUACAGACAUUAGAGAACGAAGUACGUAAGUUUUAUGACGCAGAGUUUUCCGAUGCUUAUUCAAAUGAUAAAUCAUUAUCGGUAGAGGAUAAGGCAGCUAUAAAUAUUGUGGAAGAGGGCACGCACUUCGACAACGGCCAUUUCGUAGUUCCUAUACCAUGGAAAGAGAAUCCAAAUAGGAAAGUGGGAAACUAUGAAGUAGCCAACAGUAGAUUACAGAAUUUGAAGCGUAAACUGUUGAAGGAUAACAGUCUACACGUAAGGUAUACCAAAAGUAUUGAAAGUAAUUUUACAAAGGGCUAUGCGGAAAAGAUCCCUGAAAUACAAUUGCAACCUAGUUAUCGCCCCCGUUGGUACUUACCUCACCAUGCAGUUAUAAACCUGAAAAAGCCAGAAAAACUGAGAGUGGUCCUUGACUGUGCCGCCAAGUUUGCGGGUGUUUCUCUAAAUGAUAUGAUUUAUCAAGGACCCGACACAACUGCUGAGUUAGUGUGUAUAUUAUUGCGUUUUCGCAAAGAAGCAAUCGCAGUCUCUGCGGAUGUUGAAGAAAUGUUCAUGCAAGUGAAGGUCCCUGAGUCUGAUCGAUGAGCUUUAAGAUUUCUGUGGUGGCAGGAGGGAGACAUGUCGAAAGAACCAUCCG